AUGGAGAACCAAAUUAUAGCGCUUUCAAGGGAGGAUAUAACCCAAAAGUUUGCCACUGUUGGAUCAAGUUGCUUGAUUGUUUUAAUAUACAGAGACCUACUUUAUGUUAGAAAUGUUGGUGACGAAAAAUGCAUUCUUGGACAUAAGUAUGGUAGCACAUUUGUUACGGACCAAGUUAACGAUGUUGAUAAUCUUCAAGAUGAACCUGCAAGAUUUCAUUUUCAACGCCAACAUCCUGAGGCGCAUGCAUUUACUGCGGAUGAUUCCGGAGUCUUUUUGGUCAAAGGCAAGUUAAGGAAUACAUAUCUCAAGAAUGAUGAUUGUGCAGUUCAAGCUCCCGAUUUAGUGCGUUUUCAUAUUCCAAGACCAAUGCGUAGGCCUUACCUUAUUGCUGAAGUGCAAAGCCCAACACAGAUAGGUAGACUCCUUAGCAGGCCAGCAAAAAUUGUCAUAAUUGCAUCAAAUGGCCUUUGGGACUUUUUGUCCAAUGAAGAAGCGACAAUAAUCAUCCAAACUCAUCCGAAAGAGGAGAUUGCACGUAUACUGAUCUAA
Molecule: messenger RNA, 552 nt
Organism: Arachis duranensis
Lineage: Eukaryota; Viridiplantae; Streptophyta; Magnoliopsida; Fabales; Fabaceae
Product: probable protein phosphatase 2C 43
Exons: 2
Coding region: 1-552 (183 amino acids)
Source: RefSeq, a predicted model, not a curated record